Molecule: messenger RNA, 2663 nt
Organism: Oppia nitens
Lineage: Eukaryota; Metazoa; Arthropoda; Arachnida; Sarcoptiformes; Oppiidae
Exons: 13
Coding region: 90-2663 (857 amino acids)
Molecular function (GO): acyltransferase activity, transferring groups other than amino-acyl groups
Source: RefSeq, a predicted model, not a curated record
UUUUCGUAUUCAAGGAAAGCUAAUCUCAAUUUUUGAAGUUUUGCUUAACAGACAACUCGUUUUGAGCAAAAGUUUCAUUUUCUAGUAAAAUGUGUGUUAAAACAGUAAUAAAGAUAUUUAGUUUAUGUUUAUUACUGGCUUCACAUUGUCUAUCACAUAAUGAGUCCACAACCAGUAUUAUUGCCACAGACGGUGUUGAAGUAGAAGAUGAAGUUCUCAUCACAACUGAAACUGUGGUCACAAUCACGGAGUCUGAAGUGGAGUUUAUUAACAAAUCGAUGAUUGAAACUACUAGUGAUGUUAAACCAAAUGAAGUUGAAUUCAAAGUUAAUACCAAUGAAGAUAAUCAUAAAGAAGUUGAAAACAGUGCUGAAGAUAGUGAAGAUAGUGAAGACAGUGAGGACACUGAAUACGACGAUACAGGAGAUGAUAGUGAAGACAAUAAUGUCGAACUUCUCGACAAAUUGCUUAUCAAAGGACCAACUGAUGAGGAAUUACCGCUAAACUCGACUCCCGAGAAAGUAUAUGAUUUUUUAUGGCAAUUAUUGUCCAAAGAGUUGGAUAAAGAGUUCAAGAAAGUGAUGCCAGCUCUCAAUGAAUACGGUUUUAUCUUAAGUGAACACAUUUCCCAAAAUUGUUUCAUUGGUUUGACCCGUUGGGCCAGUCGUCUACAAAAGUUUGAUAACAGAGCUGUCAAAUAUUUAGAUGCAUCAGGAAAAUUAGUAUCUAGUGGUCUAUUAGAGGGAACGUUAGCUGAUCUAGGUAACUUUGAUCAAUGCAUUGGAGGCUAUCUGGAGGAUACAGAAAGUGAAAAACAAUUAAACGGAAAGUAUUGUUUGGUACGCAUAACACCUCCAUUGCCCCCCUUAUCCCCUAAUCUGCGGUAUUCACACAAACUAUUCAACUUUACCGAUACAUCACUUGAUAAUCCGAAUAUACAGCACUUGACAUCCCUGGCCCAUAACUAUUACUCUAAUGUCUAUUCACUGGGUGUUUGCAUUGUAUCAGAUUGUGAGGCCAACGAUAUAAACAUGAUUUUAAAUCAUUCAUUGAGUAGAUAUCAAAUAAAGGCUGAAUUAGGCAGUGAUUGCUAUACGGGAGAGAAAAUAACUGUCAAAACAAUAUUUCAAAGACUUGACUUUUACUCAAUCAUUUCAAUUGCCAUUAUCAGCGGUAUGUGCGGCUUAGUUGGUUUGGCCACUGGCUGUGAACUGUUUUACAAUUUAUUUAAUGAUAAACCUAUUGAUAUUGAAAGCACUGGCGCACCGAUGAUAAUGUGUUUCUCAUUGAUUAGUAAUUUGAAAAAAUUAUAUUCAUUAAAGUGUAAACAAAAUGAUAAACAAUUGCAAUCAAUCAAUGGCUUAAAAGUGAUUGCAAUCGUUUGGAUAGUUAUGGCAAACGUCUAUUUGUUUGGAUAUCAGCCACAAAUCAGAGCACUUAUAAAGAGUAUGCAAACAGAGCUUAACAUUAGAGGCCAAAGUCUUCCCUAUCAACUGAUAUUAAACAGUUGGAACUCAUCGCAGAUAUUCUUCCUCAUCGGUGGUUUCCUAACCGCCUUCACGACGACAACAUAUUUAACAAAAACCAAUAGACGAUUAAAUUUUGCCAAAUAUAUUGGAAAACGUUUGGUACGACUAUUGCCACCCAUUAUCUUGCCGUUGACACUGGUUUUCCUAAUGCCUGUCCUACCAAACGGAGGACCAGUUUAUAAUUCAAGUACUGAACGACUCCGGGACGCUUGCGCUCACAAUUGGUGGCAAAGUUUACUAUUAAUAAGCAAUUUGUUACCCGAAAACAACUUUAAUAAUCUUUGUUUGCCGCACUUAUGGUUCAUAAGCGUCUACUUUCAGCUCAAUUUAAUUUCACUAAUAGUAUUGUUCAUCACUUAUAAUAAGCCAAAAUUGUUUCGUAUAAUAUGCACAUCGCUUAUCAUAAUUGGAGUUAUAUUUCCAAUAUUUAUGACUUUUUACAACAAACUAUCACUUAAGAGUUCAUUCAUUGAUAAACCAAUUAUUGGAGAUAUAGCAACUGAUUUAAGAUUGAAAAAUUAUUUGCCAUUUAAUCAUUUUUCUUCAUAUUUUAUUGGUGUAUCAAUUGGUGUAUAUCUGAGUACAAAACAAAAAAUUUAUACAUUAAGUCUAUUUGGUUUCAUUGAUAAUAACCUGUUUAUACAAUACAAUAUCAGAAAACGAGCCAUCGAUGACAUUAUAUGUAUCGGUUUGGGUAUAUUAGUGAUCACUUUGAUUGUAUCAAUAUUUGGUUAUCUGGUAUUUGAGGCGCCGUUUUUGAAUCUAUCGAAACGUAUUUUAACCGACAGUUCCGAUAAAAUCCUGUCGGACGCCAUCAAGAGGUCGGCAACGGCUGUCGACAAUCACAAUACAAUUAUUAUUAAAUUAGACGACAGAGAGAUCAAUGGCAACAAUAUUAUUGGCGAUAAAUUUGGUGCAAAUGACGAUUGUAUUAAUGCGCGUCAACUCCGGCUUUAUGGCGCGUCAAUUGCGGCUAUUAGGCGCGUCAACUCCGGCUUUAUGGCGCGUCAAUUGCGGCUAUUAGGCGCGUCAACUCCGGCUUUAUGGCGCGUCAACUCCGGCUUUAUGGCGCGUCAAUUGCGGCUAUUAGGCGCGUCAACUCCGGCUUUAUGGCGCGUCAAUUGCGGCUAUUAG